Messenger RNA from Varanus komodoensis (Komodo dragon), 1268 nucleotides. Its product is annotated as gap junction beta-6 protein-like. Gene Ontology annotation, biological process: cell communication. Gene Ontology annotation, cellular component: connexin complex. Bases 58 to 876 code for a protein of 272 amino acids. The record is from RefSeq and is a predicted model, not a curated record. Lineage: Eukaryota; Metazoa; Chordata; Lepidosauria; Squamata; Varanidae. The transcript is spliced from 2 exons.
AAGUUGUGUCUUCUGAGACCCCCACCCAGAAUCUGAAGUGCAGAGAGGAGAUCACCUAUGAGGUCCAAAGACUCAAACGAUACAAUGGACUGGGGAACGCUGCAGGCAAUUUUAGGAGGGGUAAACAAACAUUCCACGAGCAUUGGAAAGAUCUGGCUGACUGUGCUGUUCAUCUUCCGCAUUAUGAUCCUUGUAGUAGCUGCAGAGGAAGUCUGGGGUGAUGAGCAAGCUGAUUUUGUCUGCAAUACUCUGCAACCAGGAUGCAAAAAUGUAUGCUAUGAUUACUUUUUCCCAGUUUCUCACAUCAGACUCUGGGCACUCCAGCUCAUAUUUGUUUCCACCCCUGCGCUCCUGGUGGCAAUGCAUGUUGCAUACAGAAGGCAUGAAAAGAAAAAGAAGUUCCAAAAGGGGGAAAAAGGCUGUGAAUAUAAGGACAUAGAAGAAAUAAAGAGACAGAGAUUUCAUAUUGAAGGCCCCUUAUGGUGGACAUACACUGCCAGCAUCUUGUUCAGGCUGAUCUUUGAAGCUUCCUUCAUGUAUGUGUUUUACUAUAUGUACCAGGGGUAUCAUAUGCCUCGCCUGCUGAAAUGCAGCAUUUGGCCCUGCCCCAACAUAGUGGACUGCUUUGUUUCCCGGCCCACUGAAAAGACAGUCUUCACCAUUUUCAUGAUUGCAGUGUCUGGCAUUUGCAUUAUGCUAAAUGUAACUGAGUUCUCUUACUUGCUGCUAAAAUUUUGUCUUAGAAGAUCUCGAAGAGCAAGAACACCGAAGAACCACACUAACCAUGAGAACAAAGAAGAAAGUAAACAAAAUGAAAUGAAUGAGCUUAUAUCCGAUAGCUGCCAAAACACAGUAACAGGAUUUCCAAGCAGCUAAAGUGACCAAAAAUGUACCAAGCAUUUGAUACGGAAUGCAUGAAUAGUCACAUUCGUAGCUGUGCAUCAAAUUGGUUAGAUUUAACUAAGCAAUAAAUUGAGUUAACAUAAGUAUUACUACAAGUUGGAAUUAGGCAUGUGUGUUUUCUGAAAGACAACUGUGUAAGAAUGUAAAGAGUAAGAUACUACAUCAUUUAAUGUAUAUUCUUACCAGGUCAGCUUUGAUUUAUGAAAGUGAUACUUGUUAGUGUCUUCAUAUUAAGACUGACCAUACAAUUAAAAGAAAGGAAAUUUACUGCCUUCCAGAAUAGAUACUAUUAGUAUUGCAAGACCCUUCACCACUGUGAUAGCAGUUUUUAAUUGUGAGAUUAAAUUAAAGUAUUUUUAUAAGAU